UGUAUGAUCUCAUCCGGGCACUUCAGAGACCAACCAGGCGGGACAUGGACGACCAACACGAAGACAAGGACGCCUUUGACCCCAACAUUCCAGAGGAGGGACCUUCAGCGCCCCCUCCUGGAUGGUUGGAUGACAUCAUGGGAUACCAGGGUCACAAAGGAGAUGACGACAACCCCGUGUACCCUCCCCCUCCGGCCUACACCCCCCAGCCCCAAGUGGAUAGGAACACUGUGGUGCCUGACGUUAGGGUUCCCUCAGUGUCGGAAGAUGUGGCCAGAGAUGCCCUGCUUAAAUUUGUCCAGUCCAAGUGGAAUUACAGCUCCAAGCCAGCCCGCAACCUGACCUUCAAAGAACUCCGACCCGUCACCGUCUACCGGUACAGACUGGAGACUUACACCGAGACCAGAACCAGCAAAUGGGACUUCGAAUCCUAUAAGGGACAGCCUGUGGAUGGUCCUCAGUUUGGAAUGAGUCCUCCUCCGUGGGACAUUCCUGUGACGUUACCCCCAAGAUUCACUGACCUGGUGGAGAUGAUCCGAGUUCCGCACUCAUCCUUCGUCAAGUUGUGUCACAAGUGCAGCGGCUGUGGAAGGACUCGGUGCGUGUCGUGUCACGGCAGAGGCAUGAAACGUUGCACAUUCUGCCACGGUCACGGGCGUUCUCACAACAAGCGCUGCACUUCCUGUCACGGCCGUGGACGCAGAAGGUGUAUUUCCUGUCACGGUCACGGCUCUAAGACGUGCAUUGUGUGUCAUGGCUGUCAGAACCUCCUUCAUUUCAUCCAGCUUACAGUGACUUGGAAGAACAAUGUUGAGGAUUUCAUUCCUGAUCGCCAGCCUGACUUCCCGGAUAAGAAGUUUGAGAAGGUGACAGGUGACCCCUUCUUUGUGGAUGAGAGUUUACUGGUUUAUCCCAUUCAAGGCUUUCCCGACCAGGAGAUCUGUGACGCCUCCCACAAGCUGAUAAAUGAACACCUGAAUCGCUUCAACACCACCUGUCGUAUCCUGCAGCAACGGCAGACGGUGGAGCUGGUGCCGCUAACGCACGCCUUCUACUUAUACAGCGGCAAAGACUUCAGCUUCUUCGUGUAUGGAGUGGAGAACAAAGUGUUCACUUCCAAGUAUCCGUCAGCGUGUGCCAUUUUGUAGGACAACAAGGCGAAGAACACAGUUGAUUUUGAACUUGCAACCUUUUGUGGAGUUCACAUGGCAACGGUCUGACCAGGAAUGUAUGGUCGAUAAUGUCAUCAGAAAUUACCAUUGUUGGAAAAGUUGAGUGCUAAAGGAGAUGAAAAAAAAUCGCACACAUUUACAAGAUAUUGCUCCUUUAAAUACAACUUUUUUUGCACAUGUGUGCAAUGAUAAAGUCAUCCAGUAGGGGGCACUGUUAACCACACAUUUACAAGAUAUUGCUCCUUUAAAUACAACUUUUUUUUGCACAUGUGUACAAUGAUAAAGUCCUCCAGUAGGGGGCACUGUUAACCUCAAAGAAACAAAUCUUGCAAAUACAGGACUGUCAUCUCGUGUCAUAGUUAUAUAGCAAUGUUUGAUGACUUCAUCACAAAUGUAUCUACUGUAUAUGUAUGUAUCUGACACAUUAUAAUGUACUGAAAUAAACUAUAUAGGCCUGUCUGUAUAUAUAUAUAAAUCUAUACUGUACCACAUCUAGUGAUAGACUGCCAGAUGGGAUAACAUUAAAUGAAUACAUAUUUCAAUAAUUAUUUAAAUGUGUCAUUGAUUAUAAUUGGAAUUAAAUAAAUGUGUCAUUAAUUUGUUUAGUGUAAAAUUACAUUCAGUAAUUUGAUUAAAUACUGAUUUGGUUAUUUCAUGUUUUAAUUGUUUCACUAUUCAGUUAUUGAUUUCAUGAUUUUUAAAAUUAUUGACACAUUUAAGUAAGUACUUCAAAAUAAACUUAAUGUCUCAUUUGGCACUCCAUACAUAGCAUCUUUAAACGAAUGUAUUACAGUACUUCUAAGUCACUACAAUGGCAAUAC
Messenger RNA from Entelurus aequoreus (snake pipefish), 1993 nucleotides. It is a transcript of the gene ssuh2.1, whose product is annotated as ssu-2 homolog, tandem duplicate 1. The record is from RefSeq and is a predicted model, not a curated record. The coding region runs from base 45 to 1148 and encodes 367 amino acids. The transcript is spliced from 12 exons. NCBI's taxonomy places the organism in Eukaryota, Metazoa, Chordata, Actinopteri, Syngnathiformes, Syngnathidae.